Entrophospora candida is the source of this 179-nucleotide messenger RNA. NCBI's taxonomy places the organism in Eukaryota, Fungi, Glomeromycota, Glomeromycetes, Entrophosporales, Entrophosporaceae. The record is from the annotation of a GenBank genome assembly.
GAGUGCUUCUUAGACAAGCAAGAGAUGCAAUAGAUGUUGUAGUGGGAUAUUCAAAAGAUGGAUUCACGCCUGGCGCAAUAGAUACAGCCAAAACAUCGAUAUACGAUAUUAUUUUCAUGGAUGAGAUGGAUUUGCGUAUAGAACCCUCGGCUGUUGAUUCCACAGGAUUAAUUAUGUAG